AUGACCACCAAAAAUAUCCUCAUCACCGGCGGCGCCGGCCUCGUCGGCCCCCUCCUCGCAGCCCGUCUCCUAUCUACCCCAGACCACCACGUCCUCCUCACCGACCUCGCUACCCCAUCCACGCCCCUGGGCACCACCCACCCAGAGAACCUGACCACUCUCCAAGGCGACAUCACCUCGCCCGACUUCGUGACCACCCUCGUCACCCACCCGGCCCUACAACCGCUGCACGCCGUAUACAUCCUCCACGGCAUCAUGUCGGCGGCUGCCGAAGCCGACCCGGCGCUCUCCCAGCGCGUCAACGUUGACUCGGUGCGGCUACUAACGGAUGCCCUUCUCGUACACCACCCACGGGGCUCGGUCCGAGUAAUCUACACCUCCUCCCUAGCCAUAUUCGGCCCCCCCUUUCCCCCACCAUCCCCAGCAACAUCAUCAUCCCAAGUGACCACCACCAAACAAGGCAUCAUCCCCCCCACCCCCCAAUCCACCUACGGCACGCAUAAACUCCAAACCGAACUCCACCUCAACAACCUGCACCGUCUCGGCGCCUUCCACAACACCGUCCUCGCCCGCUUACCCACCCUCUCCGUCCGCCCGGGCAAACCCACCGGUGCCGCCUCCUCCUUCCUAAGCGGUAUCAUCCGCGAACCGAUGGCCGGGGUCGAAGCCAUCGUCCCGUUGACGGAUCGGUCGUUCAGGGCGUUCUUGGCGUCCCCGCGGACGGUGGUGGAGAAUUUGGUGAGGGUUUUGGAGUGGGAGGAAGGGGUGCUGCCGGAGAGGCAUGUGAGGUCGGUGGUGUUUCCGGGCGUGGCGGUUAGUGUGCAGGAGUUGAGGGAUGCGUUGGGGAAGUUUGGGGGGGAGGAGAAGGUGGGGUUGAUUCGGGAGGUGAGGGAUGAAGGGUUGGAGGGGAUUUUGAGGGGGUGGGGGGAGGAGUAUGAGGUUGGGGGGGCUGUGGAGUUGGGGUUGGUGAGGGAUGAGAGUGGGGAGGGGUUGCCCCCCUCCCACACCCACACCCCCCCCGUCCGCCUCCUCAAAUCCCUCCUCUCCCUCCUCUCCCCCUUCACCUACCUCCACCUCUCCCUGCACCACCCCCUCUGGCACUUCCUCGAACACCACCUCUACGCCCUCCCCAACCCCCCGCCCCCCCGCACCCGCACCCGUCCCAUGGAAGUCCUCUGCGUCGGUUUACCGCGCACAGGUACCGAGUCCCUGCAACAGGCGCUCAUGGCGCUGGGGUAUGAACAUACUUAUCAUGGGUGGGAUGUGGUAUAUGAUGAGGAGUGUUAUGCGCCCGGGUGGGUGGAGUUGGCGAGGCGGAAGUGGUAUCCUGCUUCGGCGGUUCCGGCUUCGGACCUUUUCGGGGAAGGGGGUAAGGAAGGGGGAGUGAACGCGGGGGAGUUUGAUAAGCUGUUGGGGCAUAGUGUGGCGGUUACGGAUGCGGCGGCGAGUGUGUUUGCGGCGGACUUGAUUGCGGCGUACCCUGAGGCGAAGGUGGUGUUGAAUAUGAGGAGGGAUUUGGACGGGUGGGAGAGGAGUUUGGAGAAUACGCUGGUGCAUGCGAAUGAGAGUUGGGGGUUUUGGUUGGCGAGUUGGUUGGAUCGGGAGUGCUUUUGGGCGUGGCAUGUGUAUGAGCGGUUUUUGUGGCCGGUGUUGUUUAGAGCGCCGGAUGGGAAUAUGAAGAGGGCGAUUAGGGCGAAUGCGCGGUGGGUGCAGCGGGAACACGCCAACAUGAUCCGCGGCCUGGUCCCCAAAGACCUCCUGCUGGAGUGGUACAUCGAGGACGGUUGGGAGCCCCUGUGCCAGUUCCUCGGCAAGCCUGUCCCGGACGUCGAGUUCCCUCACGCCAACGCCCUCAACACCGGCUGGAAGGCCCGCGAAGACCAGGCCAACAAGCGCUGGAUCGAGCGCGCGUUCCUCAACAUGAUCAUCUUGGGCUUUGCCCUCACGGCUGUGACGGUGGCGCUGCGGAGAUAUGUUUUGUGA
Molecule: messenger RNA, 1983 nt
Organism: Dichotomopilus funicola
Lineage: Eukaryota; Fungi; Ascomycota; Sordariomycetes; Sordariales; Chaetomiaceae
Exons: 4
Coding region: 1-1983 (660 amino acids)
Source: RefSeq, a predicted model, not a curated record